This is a messenger RNA of Tinamus guttatus (white-throated tinamou), 501 nucleotides long. Lineage: Eukaryota; Metazoa; Chordata; Aves; Tinamiformes; Tinamidae. The record is from RefSeq and is a predicted model, not a curated record.
UCAGGUGCUGGAAACGUAGCAGACCGUGUCUUGGCUCAAUUGUUAACGGAAAUGGAUGGGAUAGAACAGCUAAAGGAUGUGACAAUUUUGGCAGCUACCAACAGGCCAGACAUGAUAGACAAGGCCUUGCUGAGACCAGGGAGAAUAGACAGGAUUAUCUAUGUGCCUUUGCCUGACGAAGCCACCCGCACAGAGAUCUUCAAACUUCAUUUUCGGUCCAUGCCAGUCAGCGAGGAAGUCUGUUUAGCAGAGCUCGUUGAGCACACUCAGAAAUAUUCAGGAGCAGAGCUCUUCCUCAUAGAGGAAGUCACCAACUUCAAAAGAAGUGAGGAUGUGUUCCAGCAUAGCGAUGCCAUAGAUGAGCGCGGCCAGCGCGGUGGGGGCUGCGCAGCUGCCACCAAAACGGAGGCUUUUGGAGAAGGACCGAGGCUGACGCGGCCGCCGGCUUCCCGUGCCCCUGCCCGUGGCUUUGCUGCUGGAGAGUCCCGUGUCCGGCUGUAG